AGCCAAGUUACUCCACUUCAUCCAUGGCUCCAUCUUUUCUCUCCCCCACGGCCUUGGGUUGCUGCUUUCUUCUCUUCUCCCUCAUUCUCUCUUCGUUUCCAGCUCUCUCAUUCGCCCUAUCCAAUGCCGAAGCCGCUCACAUAGCCCAUCGCCAACUCACUUCUCUCCCUGAGAAUGGCGACCUCCCAGACAACUACGAGGUUCAAGUCGACGCCAAUCUCAAAUUUGAAAACGACAGGCUCAAGAGGGCUUACGUCGCUCUCCAGGCGCAGAAGAGAGCUAUUUUUUCCGACCCUUUUAACUUCACCGCUAACUGGGUAGGGGAGAAUGUUUGUGCCUACAAAGGGGUGUUCUGCGCUCCGGCACUCGACAACCCGAGCUUGAACGUGGUGGCCGGCAUAGAUCUCAACCAUGCAGACAUUGCAGGACAUCUCGUUGUCGAAAUGGGGCUCCUUACCGACCUCGCUCUCUUCCACAUCAACUCCAACAGAUUCUGCGGUAUCAUCCCAGAAAGCUGCAGAAGGUUGACGCUUAUGUAUGAGUUCGACAUCAGCAACAACCGAUUCGUUGGUCGUUUUCCUGGAGUCGUCCUGAGAUGGCCUAAUUGCAAGUACCUUGACCUCAGGUUCAACGGCUUCGAAGGUGAGCUGCCUCCGGAGCUUUUCACCAAGGAGUUUGAUGCCAUUUUCUUGAACCACAACCGAUUCACGUCGGUAAUUCCAGAGACGAUUGGAAACUCCAAGGUUUCUGUUGUUUCAUUUGCAUUUAACAAUUUCAGUGGUUGCAUCCCGCACAGCGUUGGGAACAUGCGCAAUGUGAAUGAGCUGAUCUUCAUGAACAAUCAGCUUGGCGGGUGCUUCCCUCCUGAGAUUGGAAACCUUGGAAAAUUGCAAGUUUUUGAGGUGAGCUACAAUGGAUUUAUAGGUUCUUUACCAAAGAGCUUUGUCGGGCUACAGAGCAUUGAGGAAUUGGAUAUUGGGUACAACAGGUUGACAGGGUUUGUGACUGAUAAGAUUUGUAUGUUGCCUAAGGUGGCCAAUUUCACAUUUUCUUACAAUUAUUUUAGUGGGGAGGCUCAAAAAUGUAUGCCUAAUCCCAAAUCGGAGAUAGUGUUGGAUGAUUCGGGCAACUGCAUGCCAGGAAGGCCCAAGCAAAAAAACACAAAGACUUGUUUCCCUGUGGUAACUAAGCCUGUGGAUUGCAGCAAGCAUUGUGGUGGAUCUUCUACACCCGAAAAGCCUAAGACACCAAAGCCUCAACAACCUCCAACGCCAAAGGUUGAACGACCACCCACACCAAAGUCUGAACCGCCACUCACUCCAAAGUCUGAGCCACCACUAACGUCAAAGGUUGAACCGCCACCUACUUCGAAGGCUGAAGCUCCACCGACGCCUAAGGCCGAGCCGCCACCAACACCAAAGGCUGAGCCGCCACCAACUCCAAAGGUUGAACCACCACCCACACCAAAGGCUGAACCGCCACCUACUCCAAAGGUUGAACCGCCACCCACUCCGAAGGUUGAGCCACCAUCCACGCCAAAGGCUGAGCCCCCACCCACUCCGAAAGUUGAGCCACCACCCACUCCUAAGGCCGAGCCACCAUCUACACCUAAGGCUGAGCCACCACCCACUCCCAAGACUGAGCCACCACCCACUCCCAAGGCAGAGCCACCACCCAUGCCUAAGGCUGAACCACCACCCAAACCAAAGGCUGAGCCACCACCAAUUUCAAAGGUAGAGCCACCACCGACCCCUAAGGCCGAACCACCACAAACUCCAAAGGCAGAGCCACCACCCACUCCAAAGGCUGAGCCACCACCCACUCAAAGGGCUGAGCCACCAUUGACACCUAAGGCUGAGCCACCACCCACUCCAAAGGCAGAGCCACCACCCACACCCAAGGCCGAGCCACCUCCCACACCCAAGGCCGAACCACCACCUGCACCUAAAGUCGAGCCACCACCCGCACCUAAAGUCGAGCCACCACUCACACCAAAGGCUGAGCCACCAUCUACACCAAAGGCCAAGCCACCUUCCACACCCAAGGCUGAGCCACCGCCAACACCAAAGGCCGAACCACCUCCUGUGCCAAAGGCCGAACCACCCCCCUCACCAAAGGCAGAGCCACCUCCCACACCUAAAGUUGAGCCACCUCCAACACCAAAGGCGGAACCACCUCCAACACCAGAGGCUGAGCCACCCCAAACACCAGAGGCCGAGCCACCACAAGCACCUGAGGUCGAACCACCGCAAGCACCUAAGGCCGAGCCACCGCAAGCACCUAAGGUUGAGCCACCUCCUGCACCAAAGGUUGAGCCUCCUCCUGCACCUAAAGUUGAGCCGCCUCCAACACCAAAGGCAGAGCCACCACCGACACCAAAGGCAGAGCCACCAGAAGCACUAGAGAUUGAGACACCACUAUCACCUGCACCUUCACCAAGCCCAAUUGGUCGUAGCCCUAAGGAAGAUCCAUUAUAUCCAAUUCAACCACCACCAACACCAAAGCCUGUGCAAUCUCCUCCGCCACAAUCUCAAACACCAGAACCAACUCCAGAGCCUGUGCAAUCUCCUCCAGAGCCUGUGCAGUCACCUCCACCUCCAGUCCACUCACCACCACCACCUGUUCAAUCUUCUCCACCACCAAUUGAAUCCCCACCACCGCCUGUCCAAUCUCCACCACCACCAGUUGAAUCCCCACCACCGCCUGUCCAAUCUCCACCACCACCAGUUGAAUCUCCACCACCACCGGUUGAAUCUCCACCACCACCAGUUGAAUCCCCACCAUCGCCUGUCCAAUCUCCGCCACCACCAGUUGAAUCUCCACCACCACCAAUUGAAUCCCCACCACCGCCUGUCCAAUCUCCACUACCACCAGUCGAAUCCCCACCACCACCAGUCGAAUCACCUCCUCCCCCAGCUCCAACUCCAUCUCCUCUUUUGCCUCCUCCUGUGCAGUCUCCGCCACCAACCCAACCAGACUUCGUGCUACCACCAAACAUUGGAGCACUAUACUCAUCGCCACCACCGCCAAUGUUCCCAGGCUAUUGAGUAAUAGUUUAUCGUUUCACAUGUUUGCCUUAUUUUGUAUUUUUUUCUCUAGUUCGAAAACACCUUUUACACACUCACUUGUAACUUGAGAAUCUUGCAAAUACAGUGAGACAGGGCCGUCUCUGACAUUUUGGGGGCCCUGUGCGAAUGAAAUAAAAAAAAAUCCUUAUUUUAAAAAAUA
Molecule: messenger RNA, 3228 nt
Organism: Malus domestica (apple)
Lineage: Eukaryota; Viridiplantae; Streptophyta; Magnoliopsida; Rosales; Rosaceae
Product: pollen-specific leucine-rich repeat extensin-like protein 3
Source: RefSeq, a predicted model, not a curated record